UACAAUGAGGGAGGAGGGUGGAAGAAAGGGAGAUUUGGAGAGAGAUAGAGUAGAGUGAGGAAGGAAGACUGUGAUAAGGCUCCCUGCCUCCCGCAACCAGACGGACUGUGCCAGUAGAGAGAGAGAGAGAGAGAGAGAGAGAGAGAGAGAGAGGAAGAGAAAGAGAAAGAGAGCGAGGGACUGGAGCUGAGUAUUCCUUGCUGUCGUGCUGUCUUUCUGUCCUGCUGAUAUAUCCUCUGUCAUUUACUGAGUCGUCCUUCCCAGUUUAGAUGAUGUCAUCGAAGCUCCUGUCCUGCGGUUGGCUGCAGCAGCUGCUGGUGGUGCUUCUGAAGCUCACCCUAUCCUUUGCCGGACCGACCAAUGGGACAGAGUGUACGGCCAGAGGUCCUGCCUCCUACAUCCUGGUAUUUACGGGUCACUGGAGCCCCCAGACUUUCCCUAAACAGUACCCACUGUUCCGACCCCCUGCACAGUGGUCCAAACUCAUAGCUAUCACUCACAAUGGGCAGCAUCGGCUGUUUCAGGAGGGGGCGCUGGCGAGUAUAGGGGUGCAGAACUUUGCUGAGGUGGGGGUAACUGUGGAGCUGGUGAAGGGGGCGAAGGAUGCCAGGAAGAGACGGGACGUCGGUGCCAUGUACAGAACAGCGGGCAUCCCCACUGGCAUCGGGCACAGCUCCACAGAACUGCUGCUGCAACCACGGAGCCCACUGCUCUCUCUGAUGGUGAAGGUGAUCCCUAGCCCUGAUUGGUUUGUGGGGGUGGACAGUCUUAACCUCUGUGAGGGCGGCCAGUGGAAACAGGAAAUGACCCUUGACCUCCAACCCUUGGACUCUGGGACGGACAGCGGCUUCACUUUUUCUUCACCCAACUAUCCCACCGUCCCUCAGGAAAACAUCACACGGAUAACUUCCCAGAUGCCCAACCACCCAGCCAACUCCUUCUUCUACCCCCGUCUCACAGAGCUCCCGCCCAUAGCCUCCAUACGGCUGACCAGACAGAGCCGUUCAUCUGCCCGUCAAACUCCCAUGUCCAAUCACAUUCUGCCUCACCCUAUCCACCCUCAACGCUUCUCAGAGACACCGUUAGACUGUGAGGUGUCUAUGUGGUCGUCCUGGGGUCUGUGUUUGGGGCCCUGCUCCAGGGGAGGGCGUCCGCCAUCGUACCCGCUACAUCCUCUUGCGGCCGGCUAACGCUGGAACCCCCUGUCCCGAGCUGGAGGAACAGACCGAGUGCACGCCACACAACUGUCUGAAGCGCCAGUGACCCCUGACAGAGUAGGGUGAAGUUGCCCCAAGACACUGAUUUAAAGUCAGUUUUAGGUUUAGGCCAGUAAGGUUAGGAUUCGGGACGGUAAGCUGAUCAUAGAUCUGUGCUUAGGGGGAACUUCUAAUUGGAGCCACACCCCUGGCGGUCUCCAUGGUAACACUGGGACUCAAACAUACACAGACCACAAUAAUGCAAGCAAUGGACUCUUUCACUGCAGAACGCACAAUCUCUAGACCCAGUUAAGUCUUAAGUGGCGGUGACUUUUUGGUGUGGUCUUUAUGGCGUACUCUGGCAAUCUAAAGACCAACUAGUCCUGACUUGUAUUGAGAAACACUGUUGUUGACUGAUGACAAGUACCCACAUGACAAAAGAGCACAACGACAUUAUCAGUGGACAUGAGAGACAGACAACUAUGUAGAGUAUCUUCACUGGCACACACACACACACACAUGCCCUUGUACACAAAUAAUACACUCUUACUUUGUGUAAACUGGGGCAUUGAUUUACAUGGGAAUCCUAUAUGAUGCUCAGCUCAGUGCACAGCCAUCACUCAACAUAGCCACACAGACAGAUUUAUAAAUAACCCUUUCACAAGACACAUCUGAUGAUGGCUCACUAUAGCCCGGUACCCCAUGUCAGAAAACCCUAGCCAAUUUGGAGCGAGGCGGUUUUCGUAAAAUAAAAAGGGAUACAGGUUUAAAAAAAAACAAAAAAACAAGAGCAGUUAUAUCUGUUUUCUCUCUUUUAAUAUGUAGGACAUAUUUUGUAUAUACUGUAUGUUCUGUUGUAUCGUUGUAUCUUGUGUAACUCAUGAAAUAAAUAUGGAGGUGUUUUCUGUAAA
This is a messenger RNA of Salmo salar (Atlantic salmon), 2107 nucleotides long. Its product is annotated as spondin-2. NCBI's taxonomy places the organism in Eukaryota, Metazoa, Chordata, Actinopteri, Salmoniformes, Salmonidae. Gene Ontology annotation, cellular component: extracellular matrix. The record is from RefSeq and is a predicted model, not a curated record. Gene Ontology annotation, biological process: cell adhesion.